Molecule: messenger RNA, 2337 nt
Organism: Linum trigynum
Lineage: Eukaryota; Viridiplantae; Streptophyta; Magnoliopsida; Malpighiales; Linaceae
Source: the annotation of a GenBank genome assembly
CCACCAGAUGAGGUUUGCUUUAACGUGUGGCCAUCACAGUCCUUCUCCCCCCCACCACCUCUCCUAAAAAUCAUUCACAGAAAUCCAAUAUUACACCUCUUCCAUUCCACUCCAACUCUCCUCGUAGAUAUUUUUUUCUAUUUUGUCCAAUUGUAAAUCCUUAUUUCUUCCUCAAGAAUUUUGACGUACUUUAAAAAUGGAUAAGUAAGCAACGAGGUACCAUCCAGAAACUGAUAAACACUCAUCCGAGAAAAAAUUUCCAGUGAUUUGCCGUACUAUAUGCUAUCUUGGUUUGGAUUUGGGUUUGUGUAAUGGCUGCCGUUGCAAUUGCUAAGUUCCAUGUCUACCCGGUCGAUCAAUUGGCGGCUUGCUGCGGCGAGCGGCAGAAGGGAAGCUGUAGGUUCCUCAGACCAGCAGCAGGGCUUUUUCGUGUCCAGAAGGGAGGUGGUGGUGGUGGGCAGUCCAUCUCGCGCCACUGCAGGGCUUUCAGGUCUGAAGAUGGUGGCGGUGGGAGGGAAUUCGAUGAUGGGGAAAGGGAAGAAGGGAAAGUUGAGAAAUUGAAGGGGGGAAAGGCAGGGAAGUUGAAGAAGGGAGAUGGGUUGUGGAUUCCUGGGGUUGGGAGGUUGAAUUUGCCAUCAAAGGAUGAGUACAGUAGAGGAAUUGCUCAAGUGGAGGAAGUUUUCUCUUCGGCUGCAAUCCACGUUGGAAGAUACAUUGUGACGAUGAUGAGCACUGGAGUGGUACUUGCUACUGGUUUUCAGUUGUCAGGUGGAGAAGGUCAAAUGAAUGAUCUUAUCUGGUAUAGCUGGCUUGGAGGAAUCAUAAUUGGCACAAUGACAGGUGCUAACAUGGUGUUAGAUGAACAUUGUCGAGCCGGCCCUCGUAAUGUUGUCAUAACUGGAAGCACAAGGGGAUUGGGGAAGGCACUUGCUAGGGAAUUUCUUCUGUCUGGCGAUCGUGUGGUUAUUGCAUCACGAAGCCAGGAAUCCGUCGAUAUGACAGUGAAGGAGUUGGAGGACAACCUCAAGGAAGGAAUUGUCUCAUCAGAAGGUUCAUCAAAGCGGAAUCUUUCCCAUGCAAGAGUUGUUGGUAUAGCUUGUGACGUCUGUCAACCAUCUGAUGUGAAAAAACUAGCUGAUUUUGCAGUCAGGGAAUUUGGUUCCGUUAACAUAUGGAUAAACAAUGCUGGGACAAAUAAAGGUUUCAGACCCUUGCUGCAGUUCAGCGAUGAAGACGUAACACAGAUUGUCUCGACAAAUUUGGUGGGAUCAAUUCUGUGCACCCGAGAAGCCAUGCGAGUGAUGGAAACUCAGCCUAAGGGAGGCCACAUUUUCAACAUGGAUGGUGCAGGCUCUGGGGGAUCAAGCACUCCUCUUACCGCCGUUUAUGGAGCUACGAAGUGUGGUCUGAGACAGCUUCAAACAUCACUUCUAAAGGAGAGUAAAAAGUCUAAAGUGGGAGUGCAUACAGCUUCCCCAGGCAUGGUCCUCACGGAACUUCUCUUGAGUGGAUCAACGCUGAAAAACAAGCAAAUGUUCAACAUAAUCUGUGAGCUUCCCGAGACCGUAGCUAGGACUUUGGUCCCACGGAUGAGGGUUGUGAAAGGCUCGGGGAAGGCCAUUAACUACUUGACUCCUCCCAGAAUCUUACUUGCUCUAGUCACUGCUUGGUUGAGGCGUGAACGGUGGUUCGAUGACCAGGGAAGAGCACUGUAUGCAGCUGAGGCAGACCGGCUACGAAACUGGGCAGAGAACCGUGCUCGGUUUUCGUUCACGGAUGCGAUGGAGAUGUACACCGAGAAUACGUGGGUGUCGGUUUUCUCGCUCUCUGUUGUGUGCGCGUUCAUUAUACUGUCUAGCACCAGCGGCGUAUCUCCUGGCACCUAAGUCAAAGAAGACGCUCCCUGAUUUUUGGUAAUUCGAAAAGAGGAACCAAGUAAAGCAUCAAAGAUACAGAAGAUUUUAGGCCGCUCCCAUUUUCUUAAGUUUUUUAGCCAUUCAUGGAAAGGGUCUCUGCUGGUUUAUGUUAAUAUGGGCUGGAUGUCUCGCGGAGCUGGUGAUUGUCACCCAUGGGUAUUGUUGUAUACAAAGUCCUGUAAAUGUGAAUUCCUCUUUCAGGCAAAAGAUGGUUCUAUUUAUAUGUAAUGAAAUGUAAGAAAGUUAGUCUUGUAGGACUUUUUACGUUUCUCUUCAGCUAUUCAUGGUCGACAACUGUUCAUUGUCGCUGUUGAGCGUAGAUAAUUCGAACUUGAUCUAUAGCAACACACUUACAGCGAGAUGAUUAUCUCCAAGACUAAUCCAUCGUCACAGUCAAUGCCAAUACAUGGGUAAGAACUGA